GGCACGUUCCUGGAGUGCCACCCCGACGUGCGCAUCGGGCACCGUUUCCACCGGGGCUGCGUCUCCCGCCUGGGGGGUCUCAUCUUCUGUCCCCACUGCGGCGAGGACGCGUCCGAGGCUCAGGAGGUGACGCUGCCCCGGCCCGAGGGGACCCCCCCGGCCCCCCCGCAGCCCCCCCGGCCCCGCGGGGCGCGGCCCCCGGCCCCCGCGCCCAGGAGGAAGAAGCUCCGUUUCCACCCCCGGCAGCUUUACCUGAGCGUCAAACAGGGGGAGCUGGGCAGGGUCAUCCUGAUGCUGCUGGACAACCUGGACCCGAAUUUCCAGAGCGACGCCCAGAGCAAGCGCUCGGCGCUGCACGCGGCCGCGCAGAAGGGACACCUGGAGAUCUGUCACCUGCUGCUGCAGGCCGGAGCCAACAUCAACGCGGUGGACAAGCAGCGCCGGACGCCGCUGAUGGAGGCCGUCGCCCACGACCAGCUGGAGGCGGCGCGGUACCUGCUGCGCCGGGGGGGCUGCGUCUACAGCAAGGAGGAGGACGGCUCCACCUGCCUGCACCACGCGGCCAAGAACGGGAACCUGGAGAUGGUGGAGCUGCUGCUGGGCACCGGCCAGGUGGACGUCAACGCCCAGGACAACGGCGGCUGGACCCCGAUCAUUUGGGCGGCCGAGCACAAACACAUCGAGGUCAUUCGGCGACUGCUGACCCGAGGGGCCGACGUCACCCUGACCGACAACGAGGAGAACAUCUGCCUGCACUGGGCGUCGUUCACGGGCAGCGCCGAGAUCGCCGAGGUGCUGCUGAACGCUCAGUGCGACCUGCACGCCGUCAACUUCCACGGGGACACGCCCCUGCACAUCGCUGCCAGGGAGAGCUACCAUGAUUGUGUCAGCCUGUUCCUGUCCCGGGGCGCCGAUCCCGAGGUCCGGAACAAGGAGGGCGAUUCCCCCCUGGAUCUGACCCCGGAGCGCUCCGAGGUCUGGGUGGCGCUGCAGCUCAACCGCAAACUGCGGCUGGGGGCGGCCGGGCGCGCCCUGCACACCGAGCGCAUCGUCAGCAGGGACGUGGCCCGCGGCCACGAGAACGUUCCCAUCCCGUGCGUGAACGGCGUGGACGAGGAGCCGUGCCCGCAGGAUUACAAAUACAUCGCGGAGAACUGCGAGACCUCCACCAUGAACAUCGACCACAACAUCACCCACCUGCAGCACUGCACCUGCCAGGACGAUUGUUCCUCUUCCAACUGCCUGUGCGGGCAGCUGAGCAUCCGCUGCUGGUACGACAAGGACGGGCGGCUGCUGCAGGAGUUCAAUAAAAUCGAGCCCCCCCUGAUUUUCGAGUGUAACCAGGCCUGCACCUGCUGGAGGAGCUGCAAGAACCGCGUGGUGCAGAGCGGCAUCAA
Molecule: messenger RNA, 1397 nt
Organism: Pseudopodoces humilis (Tibetan ground-tit)
Lineage: Eukaryota; Metazoa; Chordata; Aves; Passeriformes; Paridae
Source: RefSeq, a predicted model, not a curated record